AUGAGUUUACGCCUUACUCUGGAGGAGACGGUCUAUCUUGGCCCAGCACAUCCGACCAAGGUUAUCAGCAAACCGUCGAACUUUUACGGUACCGAUCUAGAACGGGAAUCAAUAACGACUAUUCACUCGGAUGUGCUGGAGCUGUUAUAUAUGAGCUACAUCGUCGACACUCUGAAGAAUAUUCCGACGUCAGCGAAAUAA
This is a messenger RNA of [Torrubiella] hemipterigena, 201 nucleotides long. The record is from the annotation of a GenBank genome assembly. NCBI's taxonomy places the organism in Eukaryota, Fungi, Ascomycota, Sordariomycetes, Hypocreales, Clavicipitaceae.